Platichthys flesus (European flounder) is the source of this 3887-nucleotide messenger RNA. RefSeq names its product probable phosphatase phospho1. The record is from RefSeq and is a predicted model, not a curated record. NCBI's taxonomy places the organism in Eukaryota, Metazoa, Chordata, Actinopteri, Pleuronectiformes, Pleuronectidae. Gene Ontology annotation, molecular function: phosphatase activity. The transcript is spliced from 2 exons. Bases 47 to 958 code for a protein of 303 amino acids.
GGAAAACCCUGUGUGCUGCUGAGGGAUUCUCCUUUAAAAUAUCUGCAUGGUGACAGGCUGGUCCACUGCUGCCGGAGCCGGGCACCGAGCCUCCCACCCCCCGCCUGUGUGUCCAGCACCGAGAGGGACCACUCCCCACGGACCAAAGAUGACCACUCUGUGCGAUCUGACCCAUGCCGCGCCACAGGAACAGCGCUUUUUGGUGUUGUUCGACUUUGACGAGACCAUCAUCAACGUGAGCAGUGAUGAUGCCGUGGUGUGCGCGCUGCCGGGCCAGCAGCUUCCCGAAUGGCUGAAGAACUGCUUCAGGGAGGGGCACUACAACGAGCACAUGCAGAAGGUCCUGGCCUACAUGGCAGAGCAGGGUGUGUCAGAAGACAGAAUUCGUUCGGUGCUGGAGAAGAUCCCACCAACACCCGGCCUCCUCAAUCUCUUUCAGUAUCUGCAGAGCAACCAGCAGGACUUUGAGUUACUGGUGGUCUCCGACGCCAACAUGUUCUUCAUCGAGACGUGGUUGGAGCAUGCCGGCGUCCGUCCCCUUUUCCGCAAGAUCUUCACAAACCCGGCCAGUUUCGAUGCAACCGGCCAGCUCAUGCUGCUCCCAUUCCACUCCCACUCCUGCUCCCGCUGUCCUGACAACAUGUGCAAGCAGGUGAUCAUGCAGGAGUAUCUAGCGUACCGGCAAAAAGAGCGUGGUGGUACACCCUACCAGGGGGUGUUCUAUAUCGGGGACGGGGCCAAUGAUGUCUGUCCCUCUAUGGCUCUGGGACCCAGGGACACAGCCUUCCCCAGGAGGGACUUCCCCAUGCACAGUCUGCUGCAGGGGAUGCAGCAUUCGUUAAAGGCAAACGUGGUUCCCUGGGCCAGUGGUGAGGACAUAGUGGACUACCUGAGGAAAAUAAUGAAGGAGAGACGGGAUGUGUGUAAUAGAGGGGAUGAAAGAGUGGAGCAGAUAUAGCAAAGGUGCACAGACAUCAGGGCUGGUGAGCAGCAGCAAAUGCAUGAAUUUACCUCAGCCACACUUGGUAAAACUUCUGAAGAUUAAGAUUAAGUUGCAUUUAUUAGUCCCAAACAGAAGAAGAUGUAGCCAGUCAGUGUGAAUCUAUCGGAAUGUGAUGUUUUAGAGGAGUACUUGGACAUUUUAGGAAAUACACUUAUUUACUUUCUUUCUGAGAGUAUGCUGAGCAGAUCAAGUUCAAACUCAGUAACUGGGGCCAGCAGCUGGUUAGCUUAGCAUAGCGCAAAGACUCAAGAUCACUAAAGUACUUUUUAGACAACUCUGGAAACCUAAAAAAAUAAUUGUGUCUGGAUAUUUUCUGGAUCUUGCCUUUCACAUAUGAGGAGCGCUGCAGGAUAUUCUCUGGGUUAGACACAUUCCCUAACACCAACAACAGGCAAGAACAUGCAGGUGGCCGGACAUGAAUUCCUUUGGGAAGGAAAAGUUUUGGAAAAUGUCUGAAGCAUCUGAUAUUUGCAUCCUUCCAUAAAGCCCCUCCGGAACCCAGUGCAUGUCUGAAGGGACACAUCUCUACCAGACUCAAGAAGAACGGCAAUAAACCCCAAGAGAAAACCCCCCUGUUUCCAGUGUUAAUGCUAAGCUAACCAGCAGCAUCAUGCAAGAAAAAGUUAGCCUUCUUAUAGAAAACAUCUUAAUAACAUGGGUAUUAAGUACUUUGAGGAAGUAGGUGCAGAAACACGACUCCUAUUGUAAUGCAAAUAUGUGAGAUCAGUGGUUAAGCCGAUCAGGAUUAAUUCAGUAUUGAUGCACUAAUAUUUGAAGCUAAUGUUUGAUCAAAAUGAUGAAGGUCCUCUUCCUUGCUAAAUUGUAGAGGGAACUAAAUGCAGCGCAGUCGGCUCAUUAAACACACCGCCCCCUUUGAUAUGAAUGUAAUAUACUUUGCAUUUGAACAUCUCACUGUGUCUGAAUUUAAGAUAUGGAAGUCCAAGGUCACGUGCACGGAAAACAAGCGCCUGGAGAACACCUUCCAAGGUGGAGGUUCUCCGUGUCAACAGGCUCCUUUUCUAAACACUUGACACUUCGGCUGAGGCCUCGACGACGGACACAUGAGUGGGAUUGAUUGUUGUAGCGCGAGACGGGACAAAAGACCACACGUGUUGAGUCACGUGGGGACAAGGAUGGCGUAGAGGGGAGAUAAGGUGACAGAGACUCAGGCAACACUGUCUGUACCUGCACCCGGCCAGUGCUGAUACCUAAUCUAGGUCUUGAUUAUACAGCAGUAAUCUACACCAGCACGAGAUCCAAAGGGAAGGCUGUAGCCAAAAUGUACGCCUGCACUUUGUCCCCACUAUGAAACCCUCUGACUCUGGAACAAUGAAAGAAACUAUAAUGCAAAGAACCAAUUGAUAAGAUAGAUUAUCAUUUUUGUUUUGUGAAACCGGUAGUUAGCAUACACUGUUCUUGUAUCCUAUUAAAACAGUGAGUGUGAGUAUUGAGUAUUUACAAAGGUUGCAUUGGGGGGGAUUUGAAUCCUCUAAAAAGUACUAUAUCUUCUUUAUGUUUGAAUGUAUUCCCAGUUAACUUAGAGUUUUAUGAGAUAAAGGUAUAUAUUUAGUAAACUCAACAUAUAACCUCACUGAGACUCUCAACAGGGACUGAGAAAUGUAUGAAAAAAAGAGCAGUUCUAUUCACGGUCUGUUUUUAGCAUUUUAUUAUUCUGUUCAAAUUCAGGGAUUACUGGAGUAGCGUAUUGCAGGUGCUGUUUUCAUUUUCCAUCGCAUUUAAAAUUGAGAAGGUCACUCAGAUGGCACACACCUCCGCCAAGGCCCAACAGUCAUCUGCACCCACUCGUAGUUAUUAGUUUUCUGUUAAGCUCCAUGAAUUAUUCUCGGAGAAAUCAAGGGAACUGCUGCAACACUCCCUACGUUACAGAAAAUGACAACGUUACCUGGAUCCACCAAGUUUCGUGAUAAUUCGUCCAGUAGAGUUUGUGUAAGACACAGACGAAACCAAAACCUUGGCGGAGAUGAUAACCGAUCUAAAUUCCUGCACGAGUUAGGGCAUGUGUACUCUCCAUUUGAUUUGUUCUAUCUAUUUGAAGUUGUAUUCCCUGUUAAUACACCCAUAAGUUCUCAAUCACUGACGAUGACUUAAGGGCAGAGGUAUGAAUAAUCGUAUAUAUCUAUGAACAUCUUUAUCAAGCCAUUACAAUCAACAAUAAGUAACUUCAAGCCUUGAAAAACCACAUUACGCUGCUUAAGUGCUGAAAACGUUUCCUUUAACCAGUGUUUUUAUUUCUCAGGGAGUAUUAGAGAAAGUGUUAGCAAGCAAACAGAGUAGUAAUAAUGUAUAUUUAUGGAACUGUGGUUAUUUGCAGUCUUAGAUUCGCUGCUCUAAGAACAAAGUGUCUGUUUGUGAUUGAAAAUCAAUUCAGCUGCAAGAGUUUGAGUUUGAAACUCUUGGAGAUCUAAACCUGCUGUAAUCCACUCGUUCUCUGUGAUUAGGAGACUGAAGUUCUGUGAUCUUUGCUCCCUCUGAUGCUGGAAUUACUGAAAAUGUCAAACCGGUACUUUAAGUUCAUUGUCUAAUGAGACUUCCACAGAGUUUUGUGCAAUAAUUAAAUGCUGUGUACAUGAUAUGAUGUAAAAGAGAUUUAACAGAUAGAAAAAUGUCACAAUUGACAUUUUCAGGGAAUUGAAAUGACCCACGAUAACCAAACUACAGUAUUUUACGAUACAAAGUUCAAAUAACAACCAAAUUGAAGUAGGACAUGUGUUGUGACGAUAGGUCUCUGAUUAUUAUGCUAUAUUUAGCUUUUCUUUUUGUGGUUUGCUGUUUCUUUGGAGUUUUUACUUUUAAUCAAGACUUUGGGUACGUGUGUAAUGCAUCAUUGUAUCAGGAAUAUAAAGCCAUUAUCUGAUUCACCUUG